AUGGACAAACAAAAAUCGACAAUAACUGCUGCUGGUGGAUUAUCAACAAAGGCUGUCACCACCAAUCAUGCUGCUGUGCUACCCCAACCUGUUCGCCGAGUACUCCAAAAUUUUCUUCUGAUCUGGCUUGAUGCCAAUUUCGAUGAAUCCAAAGAUCACUAUAACAAGUCAAUACAAGAUCUACAACAUAUUGUAGCAACAAUCACAACAUUUACAGAUGUUGAUCAAUGUGUUGAUUUUCUCAGUGACAUUGAAGAUGAAAAAGUAUGGAUGAUUGUGUCUAAUGCACUGGGACAACAUAUCGUACCAGAAAUUCAAGCUUUGUCACAAUUACACUCAAUUUAUGUUUUCUGUGACAAUCAAUCGAUUCAUCAACAAUGGGCCAAAACAAUACCUAAAGCAAAAGAACAUGGUCGAUCAUCAUUUUCAGUAGAAUCACAACGUGAUCGUGAUUCAUCUUUAUUUGUAGUAGAGCCGGAACGUGGUUCAUCAUCAGCAGUUCCAGCAGAACCACAACAUGGUUCAUCAUCAUCUUCAGUAGCACCACAACAAAAUUCAUCUUUAUUUUUAGUAGAACCAGAACGUGGUUCAUCAUCAUCAGUAGAACCAGAACGUGGUUCAUCAUCAUCUAUAGUAGGAGCCAAACUUACUUUAUAUUCUCAUGAAAACAAUAUUAUUGUAUUGCAAACAAUAUUUUUAUCAUCAUCAUCAACGACGUUAUCAGUCAAUCCUGAUUGUGAAAUCAUUAAUGAAGGUGUUAAAAAACAAGCAUUACCAUCUGCUCGAACAAAACAUCGUUCACAAUAUUUACACGAAUGGGAAAAGAAACCUGAACCACAUUUUAAAACUUAUAUCUACGAUGAUUUUGGUUGUAAACAUGAAAGAUUUAUGUGUUGGUUAUACUUCGACAAUAACUCAAUGUUUUGUCGUCUAUGUCAAAAAUUUGGAAAAUAUAGGAAUGUUAAUGCACAUAGUCCACCAGCUGUUGAUGAAACAAUUUUAAAUCUUGAAACUAUAAUUAGUUCACAGUCAUUAUUAGCUUACCUCCAAGAAGCAGCAACUGAUGUUGCUUUAUCUAUUAGUGAACGUGAAUCAGCAAAAGAUCUAUUAAAAUCUAUUUUGAACGACGACUUUUUAUUAGCUCUACAUUUCCAGUAUGAUCUUCCUGAAACUAUUUUAGAAAGCUGGACAUGUGAAUUUUCAUCAACAGUUGGUCCUGCAUUAUUCGAUUAUCUUCAAUCAACAGCUGAAGAAUCAUUUGGAAGUUUUAGAGUAACUGUUGGUGAUCGUAAAAUGCAUUUAAAUAAUUGUUUAGAACACAUUCAUCGUCUUCUACAAGAACUAGAUAAACGAUUUACUCCAUCUAGAUUACAGGAGUGUUUGUCUAUUUUGUUUGAUCCACAAUAUUUGAUUAAAAACAAGAGAAAUAUAAGUUGUCUUGAUUAUGGAAGAUCUGAACUAGAUUUUCUUCGUCAAAAAUACAAUAAAUUUCCUAAUUUUGAUUCAAAUAUUGUUCGUAAUGAGUGGGAGUCUUUAAAGCAACCAUUGAGUUAUUUUGCAAAUACUUUUUCUACUGUUCAAUCUACACAAACGUUUUGGAAAGAUUUUAUUGCUUUAAAGGUCACGACAACUAGUAAUUUUCUAAGUCAACAUAAAAACAUUUUAUUAUUAUUAAAUAUAUAUUUAAUUUCACCGACUAACUCUGCAGAAUGUGAAAGAGGUUUUUCUGCAGCUAAUCGUAUUCAAGCAACAGGAAGAUCACGUUUAAAAAUUUCAACAUUGGAUAUUUUAAUGACUAUACGAAUGUUAUUAAAAGACGACUUACGAAGUUCAAGGUGUCAAGAAGUUGUUAAUAAAACUUUUGAGUCUUGGAGUGACUUAAAUCAUAAUCGUCGUCUUCAUCAAAUACAGCUAUUACUCGAUACAUCAGAUGAUUAUACACCAACUAAUCAAGUUCGUUCAGUUUCCAAGCGAAGUCGAGAUUAUCUUCAAUUAGAAUUUAUUGAAAACAAAAAGAAAAAAAAUCAAAGUGCUAAUGGUUGUAAACGAGAAACUUCUGGAACUGAUCCUAGUGAAAAUGAAGCAAUACUGUGUUAUCAUCAGAAUGAACAAUUUCAAUGGAUUGAUUUGGACGAGAACUAUUCAAGAUGGUUGUGCAAUUAUUGUAGAAUUAAACUUGCUAUAGCAGAGGAUCCAGUAUGGUUCUGCGAUGAUCAUGUAGAUAUGCAUCGGGAAGAAGAUGAAAAUGAAAAUUUUGAUUGA
Molecule: messenger RNA, 2262 nt
Organism: Rotaria sordida
Lineage: Eukaryota; Metazoa; Rotifera; Eurotatoria; Philodinida; Philodinidae
Source: the annotation of a GenBank genome assembly